AUGGAAGAUGAACCGGGGUUGCAGGGAGAAACUCACAAGAGUAACCUAGAGUCAGAAUUAGCAUGGUACAAGGAGAACUCGGAACAAAUAAAGAAUGAUUUACUUUCAAAAUUGAAUAAAAGUGGGAUUUCUAGCUCGGAAAUGUCUUGUGUAUUGCAAAAUGAGAUGAACGAUAUCGGUAAAAUUUUUUUUGGAAGACCAGUUGGAAACUUUUCCUCUCUCUCAAACAUAAUUCAGAAUAUUUCAAAAAAAAUUACUCUUAACAAUGAAAGCCAUGCAUGCACACACUUACAUGCAAACGCCGGUAUUGAAAAUACAUACGUGGCAGAAAUUUCUCAUAGUUUUUCGGAGAGUAAUGUGGACAAUAAAGAAAUAGAAAAAAGAAAAGAUAAAUAUGAGUUAAAUGAUGAUGUGGAUGAAGUUAUAGAAUUAAAUGUAUUAAGAGGUGAAAGUAUACCAAAUUCAUCCUCUAGCAAGGAGAAUUUGUAUACAAUAUUGAAUAUACAACGGGACUCUGACUUUUCUAGUGUAAAAGGGAAGUCCAGAAAGAAUGCAGUGAAGAAAAGUUCAUCAAACGAAAAAAAGUUACUUAAUGGCAAGAGGAAAGUUCUGGUCAAUGAGAAGGACCAGGAUUGGGAAAGGGAUGAUUUUGAAUGGUCAGAGGAAAUGAAAAAAAUCAAUGAACAGGUUUUUGGAAAUGAAUCAUUUAGGUCGAACCAAAGACAGAUAAUGAAUGCAGUGGUUUCUCAGCGUGACGUUUUUGUGAUGAUGCCAACAGGAGGGGGAAAAUCACUUUGUUUCCAACUUCCAGGUCUGUUGAAAUACAACAAUCCAGCAAGUUUGACAGUAGUUAUCAUGCCACUAGUGGCAUUGAUGGUUGAUCAAAUUGAGCAGCUUAAUAUUCUCGGAAUUAAAUGUGCCAGUUUGAAUAGUAAUCAGUCAGUAGCGGAGGUGAAUAAUAUCAUGAAUUUGCUAAAAAAAGGCGAUACUGGAGUUUGUCCAAAUUUUUUAUUUGUGACUCCUGAAAAGCUUAAGCAUUCCAAAACUUUGUUUUCUUUGCUAAAGCAGCUUAAUGAAGAAUCCAGGCUCUUAAGAUUUGCAAUAGAUGAAGCCCAUUGCGUUUGCCAAUGGGGAUUUGAUUUCAGGCCAGACUAUAUUCAGCUCUGCAAACUCAGGGAAGAAUUUCCAAAUGUCCCAAUAAUAGCUUUAACAGCCACUGCUACCCACAGUAUCUUGAGUGAUGUGAUUAAACAACUAAAGAUGCGAUCUCCUGUCAUUUUUAGUCUUUCUUUUGACAGACCAAAUCUCAAGUAUGAGGUGAGAACUAAGAGUGGAAGCAAACAAAAAAUGCUAAAGGAGAUUUCCGAGCUUCUUAAAUCUCCACAGUUUUGCAGAUCAACUAGUAUAAUAUAUUGUUUAAGCAGAAAUGAGUGUGAAGAACUCUCCAAAGACUUGAACAAAGAAGGAAUUUCUGCAACUUUCUAUCAUGGAUCUAUGAAGGAAGAAAAACGGAAUCUUGCUCAGAGAAGAUGGAUGAAUGAUGAAAGGCAAGUAAUGGUAGCAACAAUAGCUUUUGGAAUGGGAAUCAACAAAAAAGAUGUAAGAUUAGUGAUUCAUCUCUCCAUGCCAAAAUCUCUGGAAAAUUAUUAUCAAGAGAGUGGUAGAGCUGGAAGAGAUGGACUAGAGUCUCUAUGCAUAUUAUAUUACUCCUACAAAGAUGUAUCCAGACUGCAAACAUUAGCAGGAAUCAACAUUGAGAAGCCUUCCAAAAAAUCCUAUACUUCAAAAAACAAUUAUUCAAAUAAAUCCACAAUUGAUGGUCUUUUGGGAAUGGUCAAAUAUUGUGAGGAGCAAUACAAGUGCAGAAGAACAAUGGUUCUAAGUCACUUUGGAGAAGAUUUUAAAGGUGAAUGUAAGGUUAAGUGUGAUAAUUGUGUGAGAUCUAAACUGGAAAAACCAGUUAUUGUAGAUGUUGAGAGUAUUGCUAAGAAAGUUUUUUUCUCAGUGAGAUUGAGCCUUCGAGAUCAGGAAAGAGCUGCAAAAACCUAUGGAUUUUUAACACUUUCUAGUUUGGCAGAAAUCUUAAAAGGGAAAAAAAGAUCAGAAAAACUAUCAAAAAGUGCUCCAAAAGACUGUAUUGGCCUCUUAAAGAGUGGAGAUAUUUGGAAACCAGGAAAUCUACAAAGAUUUCUACAUUUAUUUAUUGUAAACCAGCUUUUUUCAGAAAACCUGGUCCAACUUAAAAAUGGGGUAUCUGUGGCUUCUCUUAAAAUAGACAAACAUGCAGAAAACCAAGAUAUUCAUGAACUUGAUUUUUCCUGUUUCAAAACAUUCCAACUAGAAUCUAUGUACUCCACUCCUAUUUUGGAGCCAAACACUAUGAAUGCAUAUCAAGGUACUGUAUCUUCUCUUUCCUCGUUUUCCUACAACUCUCAAAUCAUUUCUCCUGUUACUUCCCGUAAUUUACAGUCCAUUUCUGAUAAAAUGGAGAGUAUAAAUCAUAAGAAUCCUAAAGAUUCCAGGAGAAAAAGGCAAUUCAAUGAUAAAGGAUCACCGCAUACAAUAGCUAAGAAGAAGCAAGCGAAUUUGAUUUACCAAGAAUCAGAUAUUGAAAGUGAAAGGUUAAAAGAUUUUAGAACCCAACUACUCUUACUUAGAAGAAACUUAGCUGCUGAAUUUGGAAUUUCUAACACCAACUCUAUUGCAUCAAAAGAAGCUAUCGAUGCACUUGUUGAAAAUCUCCCACUCUCUUUGGAUGCUCUUAAAACCCUUCCUGGAUGGGGUGCCAGACAAAAACUUGAAAGAUUUGGUCUUAGAUUUAUUUCUAAAGUCAGAGAUUUUGUUGACUCCAAAUCAACCAGUAUGUUUUACACUGAUAAAAACUAUACUUGUCCUAUUGACCUUAUUAAUCCUGAAGAUCUGGACAAAGAACUAGAUCUUAUUUGGCAAUAA
Messenger RNA from Cryptosporidium ubiquitum, 2952 nucleotides. RefSeq names its product DEAD DEAH box helicase. Gene Ontology annotation, molecular function: ATP binding; nucleic acid binding; four-way junction helicase activity. The transcript has a single exon. Gene Ontology annotation, cellular component: cytoplasm; chromosome; nucleus. Bases 1 to 2952 code for a protein of 983 amino acids. The record is from RefSeq and is a predicted model, not a curated record. Gene Ontology annotation, biological process: double-strand break repair via homologous recombination. Lineage: Eukaryota; Apicomplexa; Conoidasida; Eucoccidiorida; Cryptosporidiidae.